Messenger RNA from Dryobates pubescens (Downy woodpecker), 1401 nucleotides. It is a transcript of the gene HPCA, whose product is annotated as hippocalcin. NCBI's taxonomy places the organism in Eukaryota, Metazoa, Chordata, Aves, Piciformes, Picidae. The record is from RefSeq and is a predicted model, not a curated record. Gene Ontology annotation, molecular function: calcium ion binding. The transcript is spliced from 4 exons. The coding region runs from base 306 to 887 and encodes 193 amino acids.
GGACAGAAGCUGCCGUGGGGCAGUGUCCCGGGGGGCACUGUGUAGGACCGCGGGGUGGGUGGAGAAUCGCGGAGAGAUUUGGGGCAGAUACUGCCGGUGCCCGCGGUGCCCCACCCGGUGCCCCCCGGUGCUGGUGCCCCCCCCGCCACCCGGCGCUGCGGCGGGCACUACCGGCGGGCGCUCCCGGGCUGCGCUGGUGAGCGGCGGCGGCGGCAGCUCGUCCCCGGGCAGCAGGGAGAGAACCAGAACCUGUCCCACAGCGGCGCUCAUCCCCCCGGGGGUGCAGCCGGCGCAAUCCCAGCGGCAUGGGGAAGCAGAACAGCAAACUGCGGCCGGAGAUGCUCCAGGACCUGCGGGAAAACACCGAAUUCUCCGACCUGGAGCUGCAGGGUUGGUACAAGGGCUUCCUGAAGGACUGCCCCUCCGGCAUCCUCAACGUGGAGGAGUUCAAGAAGAUCUACGCCAACUUCUUCCCCUACGGGGACGCCUCCAAGUUCGCCGAGCACGUCUUCCGCACCUUCGACACCAACGGCGACGGCACCAUCGACUUCAGGGAGUUCAUCAUCGCCCUCAGCGUCACCUCCCGCGGCAAGCUGGAGCAGAAGCUGAUGUGGGCGUUCAGCAUGUACGACCUGGACGGCAACGGCUACAUCAGCCGGGAGGAGAUGCUGGAGAUCGUGCAGGCCAUCUACAAAAUGGUCUCCUCUGUGAUGAACAUGCCUGAGGAUGAAUCCACCCCGGAGAAAAGGACGGAGAAAAUCUUCCGACAGAUGGAUACCAAUAACGAUGGGAAGCUCUCGCUGGAGGAGUUCAUCAUAGGUGCCAAGAGCGACCCUUCCAUCGUGCGCCUGCUGCAGUGCGACCCCAGCGGUGCUGCACAGCUCUGAGCCCUGCUGACCCCCACAGCUCCCCUGCUGCAGCCCCCCCAUGGUCCUGUGCCACCCCCUGACCACUGCCACUGUCCCUUGCCCAGCCCCUGUGGUCCCCACCACCGUGCCCCCAUGGCCCCUCUGGGGAGAGAGCCGGAGCUUGGCUGAGGCUGGGGGGGAAAGGGAAGGUCCCCAUCCCUGGGGGUCUCCUGCGCUAGUUUGGAUGGGGGAAGGACGGAGGCAGGGUCUGCCCCAAGCAAGGACAGUCCCUGGUGGGACUGGGAGCGAGGGGACAACCCAGCUCAGUGGGAAAGGCUGGUGGUGAAACCACUGCUGCACCUCCCAUGGGCGCAGGGACACGGCCCAGGAGACAAAGCCCCAGCGGCUCUGGGGCCUCCCAGCACCCUCCAUGCAUGAACACACUGCCAGGGUCACGGGGCCAGGCCAGCCCCUUCCCCACGGCCGGGGGCCACAGGGAGGGGACCUGCUUCUGGUCUUUUAAUACCUGCAGAAUAAAGUUUGUGUCUGUGCA